Penicillium cosmopolitanum is the source of this 978-nucleotide messenger RNA. RefSeq lists its product as uncharacterized. Bases 1 to 978 code for a protein of 325 amino acids. The transcript is spliced from 2 exons. Lineage: Eukaryota; Fungi; Ascomycota; Eurotiomycetes; Eurotiales; Aspergillaceae. The record is from RefSeq and is a predicted model, not a curated record.
AUGUACGAAGAAAAUGAAAGUCUUCUCGUUACCCAGGCACAUAAUGGCGUGCCAAUCUUGGUACCUUGGGGGCACCAGGCGCUGAUUCCCGGUACUGGCUUCAAAUCGGAGAAUAUCAUGGGUCACCCGUGGAUGGAUCAGUCGGCAUUCACUCCAUUUGAUCCUCAAGCCCCCUAUAUCAAAUACGAAUCGCAGGGUGAUAGACGCGCAUAUUUUCGAAGCGCGGAAAGUGACUCUCAUGGGGUGUCGACGCAGCACUACAGUGGGAGUUUGGGCGCAACUGUGGACUUGACUUUUGCAAAGGUCAAUGUGACGGGCUCAUAUGACAAAGACAUCAAAGAAAAUAAAGAUUCGACCAAGGUCUCCCGGAACGCAUUCUACAGAGCUGGUGCGCUUCAUUUCGCUCAAGAGCCAGAACUCAACGCGAUUGCAUACAAUAUUCUGAGCAGAGCCGAUGGAGAAAGAGAAUUUCGUGCAAUAUAUGGCGAUUAUUUCAUUGCUGGAUUUAUCUUAGGGGCAGACUCGGGGGCCUUCAUGUCUGUGGACGAUGCCACCAAGCGAAUGACCGAUACUGUGGCUCUCAAGACGACAGUGAAAGUGUGCUUCUUCAAGGCCAAAACGUGGAUAACGUCUUCAACAACCACACACAUUGACCACAGCCUUGUGGUCAACCUUGCCGGCUAUGACACAUUGAACGACCUCAAAAUUUCGAAUCUGAAUACUUCCUUGGGGGACGCUCAGCAAAGGAUUAUUGAUAUGGUGGAGUGGGCAGACACUCUUGAGACAAGAGUUACAGUAAAGCUGAAGGAUAAAGGAAUUGAACCGGGCAGGAAAUUCACUUUGUCUGAGUCUGCACAUAUAUGCGCUUCGGGUGUUGUCGUUCAGGUCCUCUUGCUCCCGUUUCACACUUUGAGGGGAUAUCAAUACGGCUUAAGCUUAAGCGCAAAGAAUCGAUUAGCAUUGGAAAUGGGAAUGUGA